Chrysochloris asiatica (Cape golden mole) is the source of this 1342-nucleotide messenger RNA. RefSeq names its product chloride intracellular channel 5 (gene CLIC5). The transcript is spliced from 6 exons. NCBI's taxonomy places the organism in Eukaryota, Metazoa, Chordata, Mammalia, Afrosoricida, Chrysochloridae. The coding region runs from base 1 to 1254 and encodes 417 amino acids. The record is from RefSeq and is a predicted model, not a curated record.
AUGAAUGAAGAAGACUACAACAACAUUUAUGAUACAGUCCAAAAGGAAGAGACAUAUGAGGAUCCAGACCAGCUAAGAGAAAAUAAAGGUCCCCUUUAUGAUAAUGUACAAGAAGACUUGGAGCCAGAAAAUACUUCAUAUGCUACCCAGCUGGAAAGCUCUGAGUAUGAUUCUGUGGCGGUCUAUGUUAUUGGGGGUGAGGAGAACAGCCUAGAGUCUUCUCAGCCAGGAGCAGAUGACUACCUUCUGCCUGAUGAGGUACAGUCAGAGGCCCAGGAUUCUCAAGAAGGUGAAACCCAGGAGGACAAAGACGACUCGGUGGAAGAAUUAUACUCACCAGUCCAGGAUCUGGAGCUCCUCUCAGAGGAACCCCGCUCGGAGAGUCCCCAGGAGAAUGGAAGUAUGAUGGAAGAAGACCUGCCUUCUUCAGCCUUCACCAUCCAACAGAGCAGAGCCUUCUCCACCAGCGUGGAUUCCCAAACUGGGUAUUCCAGUGCUAAUAAUUUGGAAGACACCCAAGCAUCUUCCGUGAUUCCUGAGAUUAGCCUCUUUGUGAAGGCUGGAAUCGAUGGAGAAAGUAUCGGCAACUGUCCUUUCUCUCAGCGCCUCUUUAUGAUCCUUUGGCUGAAAGGAGUUGUGUUCAAUGUCACCACCGUGGAUCUGAAAAGGAAGCCAGCUGACCUCCACAACCUAGCCCCUGGGACCCAUCCGCCUUUCCUGACUUUCAAUGGGGACGUGAAGACGGACGUCAAUAAGAUCGAAGAGUUCUUGGAGGAGACCUUGACCCCUGAAAAGUACCCCAAACUUGCUGCAAAACACCGAGAAUCCAACACAGCUGGCAUUGACAUCUUCUCGAAGUUCUCUGCCUACAUCAAAAACACCAAGCAGCAAGACAAUGCCGCCCUUGAGAGAGGCCUGACCAAGGCACUGAAGAAACUGGAUGACUACCUGAACACCCCUUUACCAGAGGAGAUCGAUGCCAACGCCUACGGGGAUGAUGACAAAGGUUCCCGCCGGAAGUUCCUGGAUGGGGAUGAGCUGACACUGGCUGACUGUAAUCUGUUGCCCAAGCUCCAUGUGGUCAAGAUUGUGGCCAAGAAAUACCGCAACUACAAUAUCCCAGCCGAGAUGACCGGCCUGUUGCGGUACCUCAAGAAUGCCUAUGCCCGGGAUGAGUUCACCAAUACCUGUGCAGCUGACAACGAGAUCGAGAUGGCCUACGCAGAUGUUGCCAAGCGCCUCAGCCGGUCCUGAGCAUGGUCAUCCUGACCCAUCACUGCUCAGAGGACUCAGUCUCUUCAAAGGACUCCGCAGCUUCACAGCCUCCUCUUUCAUGUUGCCU